AUGAGUGCACUCUUGAGACCGGGGUUGCGGUCAGGGCGUGCGGUUGCUCGCACAGGAGUUUUGAUGUUACGGUUUCAUUCGUAUGCCAGGCCCUCUUCGAUGCCCUUUCAGUUUCGAGUGCUGAACACUUUCAAUUUUAGUUCCAGGAGGUUCAUAUCUAUCCUUCCGAAUAUAUUAGGGAAAGCUAUCAAGAUGCCUGCCUACAUUGGAGGUGGAAUGGCGGCGGCGGGUAGCUACAUAGCGUAUCGGAUGGAGAAGGCAGGAUCGUUUGCCCAAGGGAAAUGGGGAGAACUUAAAGAUUUUACUGAGAAUCUGCGAGACCGAUUUGGGGAGAUGUUUUCAGUGAAUGAGCCUGGCGAGGGCGAUAAUCCGAACAGCAACAAUGAUAGCGAUAGCGCUGCAACUGCAUCUUUACUUGCUUCUUUGCAAGGUGACGACGAGACGACCCAUAAAAACGACGAGGAUGAUGAUGAAGACGAAGACGAUAAUGAAGAGGAUCGUACACAGGACGAGAUGUUAAAUUUGACUAAGCAGAUGAUCGAGAUAAGAUCGAUAUUAAGCAAGAUAGACUCAACGUCUGCGCAUUUAACUUUGCCCUCUAUUGUCGUGAUAGGGUCCCAGUCUUCUGGGAAAUCGUCUGUGUUGGAGUCUAUUGUUGGCAAGGAGUUCUUGCCCAAGGGUAAUAACAUGGUGACUAGAAGACCGAUUGAACUGACGCUCGUGAAUACUCCCAAUUCUACCGACGUUUCUGCUGACUUUCCCAGUUUGAGAAUAUACAACGUGAAGGAUUUCAAAGAAGUCAAACGAAUCCUGUUGGAGCUUAAUAUGGCUGUGCCAUCAACAGAAGCCAUCUCUGAGGAUCCCAUCCAGCUGACUAUCAAGUCCUCACGUGUGCCAGACCUUUCGUUGGUUGACUUGCCAGGCUAUAUCCAGGUUGAAGCAGCUGAUCAGCCAUUCGAGUUGAAGAAGAAGAUUCGACAACUGUGUGAUAGAUACUUAUCGGAACCAAACAUCAUCUUGGCGAUUUCGGCGGCAGAUGUGGAUUUAGCCAAUAGUGCCGCUCUUCGAGCAGCCAAGACUGCCGAUCCUCAGGGACUGAGGACCAUUGGUGUCAUUACUAAGCUAGAUCUAGUUCCUCCUGAAGUGGCACACGGUAUCCUUACAAACAAGAAAUACCCACUCAAGAUGGGUUACGUAGGGGUUAUCACAAAAUCCCCAGGAUUGCCCAAAACUCACAUGGGACUCUUUGGAAGCAGGCAAGUAGAGAGACCGGCUGAUCACGGUCAAGUAGGGAAAACAGUCGAGCCGCAGCAGCUUGCCACUCGCCAAUUUGAGAAGGAUUAUUUCAAGGAGAACAAGGAGUUUUUCUCAAGUUGCGAAGUAUCAACCAAGAGACUUCGAGAAAAACUGAUCAAAAUUCUUGAAAUAUCGAUGUCAAAUGCUUUGGAGCCUACAUCGAUGCUCAUUCAACAAGAGCUAGAUGACACUUCUUAUCUAUUCAAGGUUGAGUUUAAUGAUCGUCAAUUGACGCCCAAAUCAUAUCUUCUCAACAACAUUGAUGUGCUCAAGUUGGCUAUCAAAGAAUUUCAGGAGAAGUUUCACAGAAAUGAGCUGAAGUCUAUACUCAAAGCCGAUUUAGAUCAAAUCGUACUGGAUUUCCUGGCGACCAGGUAUUGGAAAGACGAUAGUUUAUCAGAAUUGUCCACCAAGAUGAAUAACGAUGAUGAAAUACUCUAUUGGCAUAAAAAGCUUGAGCUGGCUUCUUCUAGUCUGACGAAAAUUGGUGUGGGGAGACUAUCCACUAUGUUAGUGACUAAUGCAAUUUUGAGAGAACUGGAGAAUAUUCUCGGUGCUACGCAGCUGAAAAACCACGAUCUCAUAAAAGAGCUGGUAACGAACACUGCAGUCAACGUUCUAAAUGCCAAGUAUUACGCUACCGCGGAUCAAGUGGAGAACUGCAUCAAACCAUUCAAGUAUGAGAUAGACCUAGAUUCCAGAGAUUGGAACAUGGCUCGCGAACAUUCGAUAGCAUUGAUGAAAGAGGAAGUGAGGCAGUGUAACGAUAGGUUUCAGUCUAUAAAAAAUGCUAUUGGUGGGCGCAAACUGCAACAAGUGAUGGGAUAUUUGCAACAGGACCCAUCGAAGAAAGAGACCCUCGGGAUGUCUAAGAUUCUGCUGGAACGUGGGUCCGAAGCCCUCUUUCUGAACAAAAGGUUGCAAGUUCUGUCUUUCAGGCUGAAGUUUUUGAGAAACAAAUGCCACUCGGUAAAUGAGAAGGAUCAAUGUCCUGAAGUAUUUUUGAAUGCUGUAGCCGACAAAUUGACCUCCACAGCGGUACUAUUUCUGAAUGUCGAGCUACUCAGCGAUUUCUUCUACAACUUCCCCAUCGAGUUAGACAAGAAGCUGAAUGCGCUUUCAAGUGAACAGAUUGAAUUGUUUGCAAAGGAAGAUCCAAAGAUCGCUCGCCACAUAGAGCUGCAGAAGCGGAAGGAGCUUCUUGACCUUGCCCUUGAAAAGAUAGACUCAAUCUUGGUUUUCAAAAAGAGCUACAAGGGAGCUGCCAAGAAGCUGAAAAACUGA
This is a messenger RNA of Torulaspora globosa, 2580 nucleotides long. RefSeq names its product dynamin-related GTPase MGM1 (gene MGM1). Lineage: Eukaryota; Fungi; Ascomycota; Saccharomycetes; Saccharomycetales; Saccharomycetaceae. The record is from RefSeq and is a predicted model, not a curated record. Gene Ontology annotation, molecular function: GTPase activity; microtubule binding; GTP binding. The transcript has a single exon. Gene Ontology annotation, cellular component: cytoplasm; membrane; microtubule. Bases 1 to 2580 code for a protein of 859 amino acids.